UGGAACACAGAGCUUAAUCACAAUGAAUUCCUUCGCUAUUGUUGCCUUCCUUGCUACCCUUGCUGCCGCCCAUGCUGGACUAAUUGCACCAGCAGCGCAGAUCCUUCAAGGACCCAGCAGCAGGACUACCCUCGUAGGACCCGAAGGAAGCGUGAUUUCCUCUGUAGCUCCAGGUGGCCAAGUCAUCACUGGAUCAUUGCCAGGAGCAGUGGCUUACUCAGCUCCAGUUGUAGCUGCCGCCCCCGUAGUAUCCACCUAUGCCGCCCCUGCAGUAGUAGCUUCUCCAGUUGUAUCUGCUUAUUCUGCUCCAGUGGUAGCUGGUGGAUUAGUCGGUGAACAAACCGUCGUUGCAGGACCUUCUGGAACUAUCGCUACUGGCAAAACCUUAGCAGCUCCAGCUGUAGCUGCUUAUGCUGCUCCUUUAUGUGUCCCAAAUACUUUAUAUUUGACAUUGGAAACUGGAACACAGAACUUAAUCACAAUGAACACCUUCACUGUUGUUGCCUUCCUUACUACCCUUGCUGUUGCCCAUGCUGGAGUAAUCGCACCAGUGGCGGAAAUCCUGCAAGGACCCAGUAGCAGGACUACCCUCGUAGGACCCGAAGGAAGCGUGAUAUCCUCUGUAGCUCCAGGUGGCCAAGUCAUCACUGAAUCCCUGCCAGGAGCAGUAGCUUACUCGGCUCCAGUUGUAGCUGCCGCCCCAUUAGUGUCCACCUACGCUGCCCCAGCAGUACUAGGUUCUCCAAUAGUGUCUGCUUACUCUGCUCCUGUGGUAGCUGCAGGAUUAGUCGGCGAACAAACCGUCGUAGCAGGACCUUCUGGAACUAUCGCUACUGGCCAAACCUUAGCAGCUCCAGCUGUAGCUGCUUAUGCUGCUCCUAUUUGGUAG
Molecule: messenger RNA, 889 nt
Organism: Anoplophora glabripennis (Asian longhorned beetle)
Lineage: Eukaryota; Metazoa; Arthropoda; Insecta; Coleoptera; Cerambycidae
Product: cuticle protein 16.5-like
Exons: 5
Coding region: 23-889 (288 amino acids)
Source: RefSeq, a predicted model, not a curated record